This is a messenger RNA of Penicillium cosmopolitanum, 1695 nucleotides long. RefSeq names its product GID4/VID24 family protein. Bases 1 to 1695 code for a protein of 564 amino acids. The record is from RefSeq and is a predicted model, not a curated record. Gene Ontology annotation, biological process: protein catabolic process in the vacuole; protein targeting to vacuole; proteasome-mediated ubiquitin-dependent protein catabolic process. The transcript is spliced from 4 exons. NCBI's taxonomy places the organism in Eukaryota, Fungi, Ascomycota, Eurotiomycetes, Eurotiales, Aspergillaceae. Gene Ontology annotation, cellular component: extrinsic component of membrane; GID complex.
AUGCCGCCUCCCAACUCGGCAUCGCACGGAACUCCUGAUCUGACGCCUACUGCCCCGACAUCCCACCCCGAGUCUGAGUCCUCUUCCCAAAGAGGAUCGUCAUCGCGAUCGUCCCACACGGAUUCCCCGGUCCCUACCGACGACGAUAACAUUCAUGACGAGAAUGUAAACUUCCUCCGCUCGCGCUCCCUCCUCUACAGUCCAUACCACCCACCUGAAACCUCCGUCAGUCGAUCUCGUCGCCGUCGAGAUCCAACAUCCCACCCUCGGCCAGUAGACGAAACGGAUCGCAUGGACGUGGACGACCCCGACCACAACAGCAACUUGCGCCUGUCAGUCGAGAUCAACCGUCGCAUCCCCAUCGUCCGCCGUCAGCGAGAAGAUAUUACCAAUACCAACAUGCCGAACUACGAAACACACCGGUCAGAUCCUCGCUCGCUCUAUGGUUGGGCUCCAGGCUCCGACGAUGAAGAAGAUCCACGACAUGGCGAAGAGUCCGAUGAUGACCAGAUCCAACCAUUCCUCCACGCGAUCUCGGACCGCGCCGCAUCAUCUAGCCGUCCCCGAAGACACGAAUCAACCGGUCGCACCCCACCUAUCAGACCCGGAGACGAUCAUGGCGAAGGGAGCAGCCGACUAAGAACCCCGCCACUUGCGACGAUGGAGGCUUUGCUACACCGCCUCGUCCUCAACCUCCUCAUCACGAGCCUACCGAUACCGACCUUCCAACCGUGGCGACAAUACCAGGCCGCUUACACAUACCGAUCUGCGUGCUCGCGCAUCUGCGCAUCGGCAACUUCACUCGGCAGCCCCAGCGACACACUACUGAAGAAUACAAUCACCUACCUGGAUCGUCUGCGAUAUUCAAGCUCGUUCGAGGAGAGCAUUAGCUCCGCUGCUGCCACAGGAUUUCUCUUCGAGAACUUCCAUUGGAAAGACAGCGACUUCAUCUUGGAGACAAACACAAUCGCUCCACCGGCUACAUGCUCUUGGCUCCGACCUGGUGUUGUUUUCUCGGGUUGCCAGCGCGCGGCGAAUACAGGCUCCAUACUUUCGCAACGAUUGUCAAAUACUCGGGCCCCUGGCGACCCGGUCAUUGUCAACGGUGGCGACGAGCCUCGGAUCAACGUGUAUACCACCAAUGGACGGCGAUACCUUGCAAAUAACCGGGAAGAGAACUGGCCUGUCAAGGUCACAAUCCACAACAUCAACCACACGGAGAUGACUCUGUCCGGCACCAUGGAGGCAUACAACAUUCCCGACAAAACUUCGCCUACUCAUGAUGCACACAUUGUCACUUUCCUAGAAGGUGAAAUCAUAGAUUUCAACCAACAUACACUAGAAACGAAGAACUUCAAGGCGGAUGCCGAUAUCGACAGCACGUAUUGGCGAGAACUGCAGCCGUUCAAGGACCUCACGGAUUCCGAAAUCGCUAAGAACUUGGUGAGCAGGAAGUGGAUCACCGAGCAAUUGGCUAAGGGGUGGAUCCUGAUGCGAUGGAAAGAGCGGUGCUUCAUCACCCCCACCGACUCGCGUCAAGGCCUCACUAUUUCCGGUUUUUACUACAUCUCUCUUCGCCGAGAGGAUGGACAGAUUGAAGGGUUGUAUUAUGACCCUGGCAGCUCCCCAUAUCAACAACUGUCUCUAAAACCAGAGACUCCGAAAAUGGUUCGUCCAUCGUAUACCUUCCGCUAG